AUGGAUGAAUUUGAAGUUGACAUAUUGAUUGGGGCGGACUACAUUUGGCAGUUCAUGUUAGAUCACGUAGUACGGGGGGAGCAAGGUUAUGGCCCCGUAGCUACACUUACCAGAUUCGGGUAUGUACUUAACGGUCCCGUAGAAAUACCGUCAACAAAUGAACACUCAUCGAACAUUAUCAUUUCACAUGUCCUUAAAACUGACAAUAUUGUCGUUGAUAGCGAUAAACAUUUGAUAAACGAACUUCACAAAUUCUGGGAUAUCGAAUCUAUGGGUAUCAAGUCUAAUGAGCAAGAACUAACUUGUAGCGAAAAUCCAUUAGAGGGAAAAAUUCAUUUUAAUCAAAAACUCGGAAAGUAUGAGAUUUCGCUCCCAUUCAAGGAAGAUCAUCCUGUAAUUGCAGACAAUUAUCAAGUAGCACGUAAACGUCUCGAAAGCCUGUUAAAACGCUUAAAUUCAAAACCCGAUGUUUUGCAUCAAUACAACGAAGUAAUUUCUGAACAACUAAAUUCCGGUGUUGUAGAAAAGGUAGAGGAUACGGAGUUAUGCUCGGCUCCUGUUGGAUCUGUGUAUUAUAAUCCUCACAGGGAAGUAGUUCGAGAAGAGCGGCAAACUACAAAACUUCGAGUCGUUUACGACGCAAGCUCUAAACAAAACGGCGAAGUAAGUUUAAACGAUUGCUUAGAACCAGGCCCAAAUCUGGUACCUCUCAUUUUUGAUGUACUUUUGAGACUCAGAGCUAAACGAAUAGCGUUAAUUGGUGACUUAGAAAAGGCAUUUCUGAAUAUCAUUAUACAAGAAAACGACAGGAAUUUUCUCCGAUUCUUGUGGUACGAUAACGUUUUUGAAAAAGAUCCUGAGCUUGCAACAUUGAGGUUUUCACGUUUAGUUUUUGGACUUACGAGUUCACCGUAUGUUCUUAAUGCUACUGUACGUCACCACCUUGAAAACUAUCGACAGUCAGAUAACGAAUUUGUGCAAACCGUCGAAAAAUCUCUAUAUAUCGACGAUUUUGCGUUUUCAUUAGAUACUGAGGAGGAAAGUUUCGAACUUUAUCGUAAACUCAAACUUUGUUUUGCUUCUGGAGGGUUUAAUAUGAGGAAAUGGGCCUCUAACAGUGAUUCGCUUAUUGAACGCAUUGAACUAGCUGAAAAUAUGCAUAGUAAAACCGCAAAUUCGAAGGAAAGUAAUGUCAUUUUCGACGAUGAUGAAACCUUCACAAAAUCGAUCUCUAAUACAGUAUGCAAUGGUACCGAAUCUAAAAUCCUAGGAAUGCCUUGGAACAGAAAUAACGACAAAUUUGUGUUUGACUUUUCGGAGUUUAUCGAAGCCGCUAGCAGUACUGUUGAAGUAACCAAGCGCAAUAUUUUAAGAACUACCGCGCGGUUCUUUGAUCCGCUCGGAGUACUUUCGCCGGUAAUUCUUCCGCUUAAAAUGAUAUUUCAGCAAUUGUGCAAAUUGAAAACAGCCUGGGAUGAAAAACUCCCUGACGACAUUUGCAAUAAUUGGCUCAAAAUCGUAAACAACAUUGCAAACACAACACUAAUUGAAUUUCCACGAAGCCUAAUGGGAGAUAUUAUCAGUAAUGACGCUAUUUCGAUUCAACUACACGGCUUUUCUGAUGCAAGUCAAUAUGCAUAUGGGGCUUGUGUAUACUUUCGCGUCGAAUCAUCAUCUAAACUAGUAAUAAGCCGAUUAAUUUGUGCGAAAACCAAAGUAGCACCUAUGAAAGGUGAAACAAUACCGCGACUUGAACUAAUGGCCGCAGUAACACUUUCGCGUCUUAUAAAGUCAGUCCACAAUGCCUUGAUUAGCACAAUUAACUUAGAAUCAAUCUUUUGUUGGACAGAUUCACAGGUUGUCCUUCACUGGGUUUUAGGUAACAAAGAACACAAACAAGUAUUUGUAAGAAAUCGAGUGCAUGAAAUUUGCGAUUUAACCGAAAAGAAAAAUUGGCGAUAUUGUCCAACGUCUAACAAUCCAGCUGAUAUCGCUUCAAGAGGCAUUGAUUGUUCUAAAAUGCAAUCAAACGAGUUUUGGUGGAACGGGCCACAGUUUUUGGAAAACGACUCGGAAUUUUGGCCUGUAAAUGAAAUCGCGCCCUCGCAGCAAAUCGAAAUUAAUACAAACGUUGUCGUAACUGAAAAUAACGAUCAGCUAAAUCUGAACAAAAUCAUUCCAUGCGUAAAUUACAGUAGCUUCAUUCGCUUAAUACGGGUAACUGCGCUCGUAUUGAAAUUCGUGGCAAUUUUAAAAGGAAAGGUUAAAAAUUUACAAACAGACAUAAGUGACGACUUUUUGUCCAAAGUCAACGAAGCGAAAAUCAUGUGGCACUUAGAAGUGCAAAAGGUCUUUGAUCUAUCUGGAAAUGAUAAAGAAAUUAGAAAUAACCUCGGAUGUUUUGUCGACAAAGAAGGAAUAAUCAGAGUAGGGGGUAGACUUCAAAAUGCAUCGAUUUCAUAUAACAGUAAACACCCCGUAUUAUUGCCACGUCAGCAUCAUUUUACAAAAUUGGUUAUCUGGCAUAGCCAUUUAACAGUCAAACACAAUGGAGUCAAUGAAACACUCGCGGAAGUACGAUCCAAUUACUGGAUUACGAAAGGUCGUCAGAUUGUAAAAUCCUUAAUUGCGAAAUGUUCCAGAUGUAAAGCUAUACAUGGAAAACCAUACGAAACACCAAAUGCGCCACCGUUACCUGCAUAUCGCGUAUCAGAAGAUGCAGCAUUUACCAACGUUGCAGUCGAUUUUGCAGGUCCUUUAUAUGUAAAGGAUAUCUACACCAAAACUGAUCGUAUGAAUAAAUGCUACAUUGCAUUAUUCAGUUGUGCAAAUACGCGAGCAAUACACCUUGAGUUAGUUCCAGAUCUUUUCGCAGAAACAUUCAUUCGCGCGCUUAAACGUUUUACAGCUCGGAGAGGACUAAGUAAACUUAUCGUUUCAGACAAUGGAAAAACAUUUCUGGAUAAAAACGUUCAAAUGUAUGCGCAAAAUAUGAACAUUCGAUGGAUAUUCAACGUUCCUACUGCCAGCUGGUGGGGCGGCUGGUGGGAGAUAUGCGUAAAAUUAACGAAAAAAUGUCUCAGAAAAACGCUGGGAAACGCAAAGCUUUCGUACGAAGAACUGGAAACAGCAUUGAUCGAAACUGAAGGAAUCAUAAACUCUAGACCCUUAACAUACGUUGGUGAAGAGAUAUCGGAACCACCAUUAACGCCGUCGUGUCUUGUCAUCGGAAGACGAAUCCUCGAUCAGUCGGAAUCACUAUCGAUGUCCUCGGAUAAAACUUCAUUAACAAAACGCGCUCGUUAUUUAGAAUUAAUCAUUGAACAUUUUCGCCAAAGGUUCAAAAAGGAAUAUAUUCCAUCGUUACACGAACGACAUCGUUGUUUGAAAAACCCGAAACGCGUAAUACAAGUCGGAGACAUCGUACACAUUUUCAGAGAUAAGGUUCCCAAACAUACAUGGGCGAUGGGAAAAGUCGUUAAACUUCUAACUGGAAGAGACGGACUAGUUAGAGCUGCAGAAAUCAAAACAUUAGAUAAGUCGCGACGAGUCAUCUAUAUCAAAAGACCGAUACAACGUUUAUACCCACUUGAAGUUAAUGCUAACGAAGAAAACUCAACUGAAAUUGAACACCUUAAUGGUCAAAAAGAACAUGAACCAUCGAUUACUAUGGUACGGGAUGAAGACAUUCGAGAACACAUAGCAAACAUUAUUUAA
Rhopilema esculentum is the source of this 3717-nucleotide messenger RNA. RefSeq lists its product as uncharacterized. Gene Ontology annotation, molecular function: zinc ion binding; nucleic acid binding. The record is from RefSeq and is a predicted model, not a curated record. Gene Ontology annotation, biological process: DNA integration. Lineage: Eukaryota; Metazoa; Cnidaria; Scyphozoa; Rhizostomeae; Rhizostomatidae.